This is a messenger RNA of Thermothielavioides terrestris NRRL 8126, 2051 nucleotides long. RefSeq lists its product as uncharacterized. Gene Ontology annotation, biological process: rRNA methylation; ribosomal large subunit biogenesis. The transcript has a single exon. NCBI's taxonomy places the organism in Eukaryota, Fungi, Ascomycota, Sordariomycetes, Sordariales, Chaetomiaceae. The coding region runs from base 161 to 1942 and encodes 593 amino acids. The record is from RefSeq and is a predicted model, not a curated record. Gene Ontology annotation, molecular function: rRNA (adenine) methyltransferase activity. Gene Ontology annotation, cellular component: nucleolus.
UCAGUAGGCUCCGUGAUAAGGCCGCCCCACUUUUUUUUUUCUGCCUGGGCUUGACGUACGCUGGACUGUGCACGGAGGUAGAGCUGCGCCAACAACCUCGGAUCACACCGAAGGUCGUCAACCUUCGCGGAAACGGUGCAACAAUAGCAGUGCUGCCACCAUGUUUCCAGUAAAGGGCCUCAGCAUUUCGGCUGAGAAGCUGAAGGUCGAAACGCAGGGCUCAACGGCACCUGCGGCAUCUGCGCCGAAGCCGUCGAGGAAGCGGAAACGCCCAGGGAGCACAGAAAAUGUGACGGCCGCGAACCUUGCACCCCUGUGGGAAAAGGUCAUUGAGCGCAAGGGGCCGUCAGGACCGGCGGACAAUGCCCAGCCUAAGAAACACAGCAAGCGUCAAAAGACGCAAAACGAGCCUUCAGCUCCGGGAAGCGCUGCAGUCAAGGACGGCGCUGUCCAGCUAGAAAGCAGAAAGCAGCAGAACCAGCCCGUCGACAAAGCCGGCGAGAGACAGAAGAAGAAGGACCAGAGGAAUGAGAAACGGGAUUCUCCAGUUACUGGGGAGAAGGGUGUAGACGAGUGGAAUGGCAUCGAUGAUGACGAGAAUGCCCCCGAGGCAGCCCAGCAGACGGUAGACAAAGCAGAGAUGGAGAAGGCGGCAGAUGUGGAGAAGGCGAAAAACAAGAAGAAGAAGAAGAAGAAGCACCAUCAGCAGCAACAGGGGACCGGAGAUGGUGCCACGGAAAACACCAAACAUCAACAGCAACCGAAGGACAAGGAACCCGGGACGCAGACGGCACCUCAACCCGCACCUCCUGCCCCAGCCCCGGCCCCGGCCCCGGCCCCGGCCAAGCUCACCCCCCUCCAGGCCUCCAUGCGCGAAAAGUUGAUAUCGGCUCGCUUCCGCCACCUCAAUGAAACUCUCUACACGCGCCCCUCGGCCGAGGCCUUCCAGCUCUUCCAAGAGUCCCCCGAGAUGUUCUCCGAAUACCACGAAGGCUUCCGCCGGCAAGUCGACGUCUGGCCCGAGAACCCCGUGGACGGGUACAUCGCCGACCUCAAAGCCCGCGCCAAAGUCCGCUUUCCCCCACGCAACCGCAACGAGCCCGUCACAGCCGCCCAGCUCCCCCUUCCCAAGCCGCCCAACUCCAAAACCUGCACCGUCGCCGACCUAGGCUGCGGCGAUGCCAAGCUGGCCAAGGCUCUCCAGCCGCUCAAAUCCAAACUGCACCUCGACAUACACAGCUUCGACCUGCAGACAGGCGGCUCUCCGCUCGUCACUCGCGCCGACAUCGCCAACCUCCCGCUCGCCGACGGCUCCGUCGACGUCGCCAUCUUCUGCCUCGCCCUGAUGGGCACCAACUGGACCGACUUCAUCGAGGAGGCCUACCGCGUCCUGCGCUGGCGCGGCGAGCUGUGGGUCGCCGAGAUCAAGAGCCGAUUCGCCAGCCCGCAGAAAAAGGGAUCGUCUUCUUCGGCAGUGGUGGCCCACAGCGUGGGGCACCGCAAGAAGGGCGCCGCAGCAGCAUCAGCAUCAGCACCAGGAGGCAAGAAGUCCAAAGCGGCCCGCCAGCACGACGCCGAAGAGGAAGAGGAAGCCAACCUGGCCGAGCUCGCCGCGCAGGUCGACGGCGCCGCCGAGGCGCGCGGCGGCAAGAAGCAGCAGGAGACGGACAUCUCGGCGUUCGUCGAGGUCCUGCGCAGGCGCGGCUUCCUGCUCAACCGCGACCUGGGAGACGGCGCGGUCGACAUGAGCAACAAGAUGUUUGUGCGGAUGCACUUUGUCAAGGCCGCGCCCGCGGUGAAGGGGAAGUGCGCUGUGGCGGAGAAGGCAGCGGCGCAGGGACAGGGACAGGCGGCGAAGAAGAAGUUCAUUGGCGGGGACGAGGACGAGGACCAUGUCAACGAGGCGGCGGUGCUGAAGCCCUGUGUGUAUAAGAUUCGUUGAGUACUCACCGAGUACGGGUCACAUGGAUUCUGCCGGAUGUGCAGGAAAAUCAAAAAUAGGGGCAUCUAAAGGAGUUGGGUGUGCCUUCCCGGCCCGUCGUGUUCCAAAU